AUGGCAGCGGCAGGCGCGAGCAGCCGUUUCAGUGCGUUUUGGAACCACCCUGCGGGGCCCAAGACGGUCUUUUUCUGGGCGCCGAUGAUGAAGUGGGGUAUGGUGCUUGCGGGUAUCGGCGACCUUUCGCGCCCGGCGGAGAAGCUGUCCGUGCCCCAGAAUGCGGCGCUCGCUGCGACGGGCAUGAUCUGGGUCCGUUACUGUUUCGUGAUCACUCCCGUCAACUACCCCCUUGCGGCUGUCAACUUCUUUGUCGGCGUCAAUGGCCUGGUCCAGCUCGGACGUAUUGCACACUACCGUUUCACGCACCCCGAGGCACAGGCUGUCGACGCAUCGCCGGACGCGAAAAAGAACUAG
Messenger RNA from Malassezia japonica, 357 nucleotides. It is a transcript of the gene MPC2, whose product is annotated as Mitochondrial pyruvate carrier 2. The record is from RefSeq and is a predicted model, not a curated record. Lineage: Eukaryota; Fungi; Basidiomycota; Malasseziomycetes; Malasseziales; Malasseziaceae. Gene Ontology annotation, cellular component: mitochondrial inner membrane. The transcript is spliced from 4 exons. Gene Ontology annotation, molecular function: pyruvate transmembrane transporter activity. Gene Ontology annotation, biological process: pyruvate import into mitochondria. The coding region runs from base 1 to 357 and encodes 118 amino acids.